This is a messenger RNA of Alligator sinensis (Chinese alligator), 1956 nucleotides long. RefSeq names its product early growth response 2 (gene EGR2). The coding region runs from base 883 to 1956 and encodes 357 amino acids. The transcript is spliced from 4 exons. The record is from RefSeq and is a predicted model, not a curated record. Gene Ontology annotation, biological process: regulation of transcription by RNA polymerase II. Gene Ontology annotation, molecular function: RNA polymerase II cis-regulatory region sequence-specific DNA binding; DNA-binding transcription factor activity, RNA polymerase II-specific. Lineage: Eukaryota; Metazoa; Chordata; Crocodylia; Alligatoridae.
GCCGCGCCGCCCGCCUGGGCACGGGUCUUCUGCCGGUCACAGAUCCCUGCGGCCCAGCACGCGAGCGGAAAGGGGCCCGGCUCCCUGCUGCUCUGGGCUCUGCCCAGGGGCGCAGCCCUGGGGCGCGCCCGGCUCCUGCCAGCCGGUCCCGUUGUGCAGACACCAGUGCAACAGCGGGUCACCGCGGAAACGUCCGAGCCUGGGAAACGCAGCUUCUGGCACGCGUGGCGUGCGGAGGGGGCGGGGUGCGGGGGUGCCUGCGCCCACAUCUGCGUUCCCAGGCGCCAGCCCCAGACAACACAGGGCCCGGGCACGGGGCUGCGGCCCAGGGGGGCCCACCCAGCCUCGCUCAUUCCCCUCGCUGCAGCUCCAUGUGUGCACACACACGUACACACACAUACACAAUAUAUGUAUAUAUAGAUCAGACACUUUCCAACAGAAGUGGCGGCUACGCGGCCUCUUUCCACCCGUAAUUCAGAAAACAGAAGUGCGAUUCCGUGAACGCGGCUAUUUUCUGCUCAGCCGCGUUGCGGUCGCGGCUGCCAAGAAGCUGUCGGGGCGGCCGGGCUCUGCGCGGCUCAGCUCGGCUCUUUCCGAAGUUUGAUUUUCCGGAACGAGGCCUAAAAAGGCGUGGGGCGGGGCGCCGCGCCGGAUCCGCGCCUUAUUCGGGCAGGGCCCACAACCGGAACACGCCGCGGCGCCUCCCACGGGCUUUUCCGAGUUCCGUUGACUGCGCUUGUUGCCCCUUGAUAAAAGCGAUGCGGGCGCCGGGCCGCCCAGCUCAGCCCAGUCCAGCCCGUGCCGGGCCGGCCCCGCGCAGCCUGCACAGGGGCCCCGCGUGCCUCUCAGUGAUUCCGCCCGGCCCCGUUCCUCAGUCCUUAUAUGGGCAGUGACGUCCCGGGCAUUCAGGGCCGCCCCAUAAAUACUUCCCGCCACGCUUCCCGUGGGCUGCAAUUGAUUACGAGCGCGACGCGGGCCCCCGGCUGUGCCCACAACACCACAGUGCGUCCCGGGGCCGCACAGGGCAGUGCCCGCGGCGGCGGCACCGGCCGCUCCGAAACAAGCCAAUUUGGGUUUUUGUUUUUUUUUUUCCAGUGGAGGGAAAAGGCAGCCCUCACUCCGGCAGCGUUGGCACCACGGGCAGGGAGAGCUGCUCCGCGCGCGCCUCCUGAGCAAAUGAUGACGGCCAAGACUGUAGACAAAAUCCCUGUAACUCUCAGCGGGUUUGUGCAUCAGCUCUCCGAAAACAUUUACCCUGUGGAUGACCUGGCCGCCACCCUGCCAACCUCGGUCACGAUCUUCCCCAAUGCGGACUUGGGAGGACCGUUCGAGCAGAUGAGCGGGGCGCCGGGAGAUGGCAUGAUCAACGUGGACAUGAGCGAGAAGCGGGCUCUGGACCUGCCCUACGCCAGCAGCUUCGCCCCGACAGUCUCUGCCUCCCGCAAUCAGACUUUCACCUACAUGGGCAAGUUCUCCAUCGACCCGCAGUACCCCGGCGCCGGCUGCUACCCCGAGGGCAUCAUCAACAUCGUGAGCGCGGGCAUCCUGCAGGGGGUCAGCGCGCCCUCGUCCUCCUCGUCCUCCGCCGCCUCAUCAGCCUCGCCCAACCCGCUGCCGCCCGGCGGCGCCCUCGGCCGGCCCCCAGGGGACCUCAAGACUCUCAACGGCGCCUACCAGGCGCAGCUGGUCAAGCCGAGCCGCAUGAGGAAGUACCCCAACCGGCCCAGCAAGACGCCGCCGCACGAGCGGCCCUACGCCUGCCCGGUGGAGUCGUGCGACCGACGCUUCUCCCGCUCCGACGAGCUGACGCGGCACAUCCGCAUCCACACGGGGCAGAAGCCCUUCCAGUGCCGCAUCUGCAUGAGGAACUUCAGCCGCAGCGACCACCUCACCACGCACAUCCGCACGCACACGGGCGAGAAGCCCUUCGCCUGCGACAUCUACAAUGGAAAAUAA